Cajanus cajan (pigeon pea) is the source of this 2127-nucleotide messenger RNA. Its product is annotated as FCS-Like Zinc finger 10. The record is from RefSeq and is a predicted model, not a curated record. NCBI's taxonomy places the organism in Eukaryota, Viridiplantae, Streptophyta, Magnoliopsida, Fabales, Fabaceae.
CUUCCAUUUUCUUUCUGUUUUUUAAUCACUGUCAAUAUUUGAAUUUUCUAGGGUAUUUUUGAGAUAUUACUGAUCUCUUUUCUUGUUAUUGGUAGCAUGGUUUUGUUUUGAUUCAGCUUCUAAUGUUGAUUUUGUAUUUUUUUUUUGUACACUGUGGGGUUCUUAUGUUGUAGAAUGAUAAUGUUUUUUUCUUCAUCAUUUUUUUUUUCUGUAUGCAUAAGCAUAAGAAGGGUUUGGAGCUAUUGUAGCAAUCUUUCUCAAUGGUCAUUGCCCCUGAAAAAACACUUUUUUUUUUUUACCUUUUGCAUUUGGGGUUGAUGCAUUGAAGUAAACAUCGCUUGGGGUUAUUUCAAAACUUUACCUUUGAAUUUGAUAUACAUCCGUGUGACAUGUUCGUCAAAGUAUAAAUCUUUUUCUCGUAUGAAAAUGGUUGGUGUAUUGAGAUAAUGCUGAGGAAGAGGAGCAGAUCAAUCCAGAAAGAUCAAGAGCACACUGGCCAAAUGGCAAGCUCUGAUACCAAUCAUGAGUCCUAUUCUCAGUCUCAUGUUUUGGGGAGCAAUGCCAAAAGCAACUCAAUUUUCAAUGCCCCUCUUCUGUUUGUGGGAAUGGGUCCUAAGGGCUUGUUGGAUUCUGAUUCAGUCAAGAGCCCCACUUCCCCACUUGAUUUUUCAUUCCUUUCAAAUCUAAGUAACCCCUUUAGAACCCCAAGUUCAUUGUCCAAUGAGGGACAACAAAGGAGCUGGGACUGUGCCAAAGUAGGUCUAAGUAUUAUAGAUUCUUUGGAAGAAUGUUCCAAGUUUUCUGGGAAAAUUCUCCAGGCCUCAGAGAGUAAGAAGACUAGUCUCAGACCCCAAAUGAUUACUAAAUCCCCAAGCUGUAAAUCCUAUGUGGAUUCUCCUAUGGCUUCUAAAUCUUUACCUAAAGAUUUUUGUAAGAUUCCUUGUGCUCAAAAUGGUUCUUUUUUACACAAGGAUGAGUCCAGUGUUCUUUUUGAGAUUGGAGAGACCCUACUAGAAAAUGAGUCCUUUUGUAAAACUGUGUCUUCUUCAUUGGACUCAUACAGUCCAAUUAAAAAUAUGUCUGUUUUAACUGGUUCCAAAUUUGAUUCUAACUCUGAGAAUUUUGCUUUGAACCAUAUAAGCUUUUCUCCUCAUUUUAUUGGAAAAAGCCAAAACAAAAACUCUUUGCUACCUGCAGAAUUGAAUACAAACCGUGUAGCUGCAGCAUCUUCUGAUGAAUUUAUGAAUUCUCUAUCAGCUAGUGAAAUUGAACUCUCUGAGGAUUACACCUGUGUAAUUUCCCAUGGUCCUAAUCCGAAAACAACCCAUAUUUUCUGUGACUGCAUUUUGGAAACUCAUGCUAAUGAUUUUAAAAGUAAUUGUAAGAAAGAAGAGGAGGGUAAGGGGUUGCCCAUUUUCAAUCUUAACAUGUUGAAUACUCACAACCAGUAUCCUUCUGAUGAUUUCUUAAGUUUCUGUUACCAUUGCAGCAAGAAAUUGGAAGAGGGGAAAGAUAUUUACAUAUACAGAGGUGAAAAAUCAUUUUGCAGUGUUAGCUGCCGAGAAAUAGAGAUGAUGAUUGAUGAAGAGUUAGAGAGUUUCAAUUCAUCAGUUGAAAACUCUCCAAAGUGGAAAUUUGGAGGGGAACUUUUUGAAACAUAGAGACUUUUCCUGCCAUUGAAACCUAGUCCAUGAAGCAAGCAUAUGCAGCCGAUCAUCUGUUCUAAAAGAGCUGUUUUUGUUAACAUCUAUUGGCAGCCAUGGAUGAUUGUUUUGUACAUCACUGCGUUUGCUGUUUGUUUUUCAGCUUUCAUGGUCUUUGGUGGAUCAUGGCUCUCUACAGCUACUAGAUUUGAUUUCCAUAUAUAACAACAUAUUUGUAUGGUAUGACAAUAUAGAUAGGUUAAGCUUAAUUUUUCAUACAAAAAUAUCAAGGGUUUAGCUCAUUUUUCUUGGCUUGCCCCUUGUUGAAGUUGCUUUGGUAUAUCUAUACUAUGUCAAGAAUCAGUGUAUGCCAAUUCAAACAGUUUUUGACUUGAAGAUUAUACUACUAUUUGUAGUUCAUAUGACAUUGUGUCCUUUGUUUUGGAUUGUUAAUUGAAAAUUUAAUUAUUUGGUCUGUUUUGCA